AUGACUUCCAAGGCCGAGGCCCUGUUCACCUUCAAGAGCUUUGGCUCCAACGGGCUGCCCUCGGAGGCGCCCGUGGUCGGCAUCAGCACGGUGCUGAAGAAGAGGCAGGGCGAUGCCACGCUGAGCCUGCAGCUCAAUGACAGCACUCUGCGCGACCCCAAGAGCCUCAAGGGCGUGGUGCUGGCUGCCGAGAAGCCCCUGGGAGCCGGUGUGAAGGGCACCAUUGCUUACAACGCGGGCGCCAAGGACACCAUUGCCACCGUGACGAUCGACAAGAAGCUCAACGGCAACGACCUGAGCCUGAAGGGCAGCUACCAGUUUGCGGGCGAUGUGUUCAUCCUGCAGGAGACAUGGAAGUUCAACAAGCAGAACAAGCUGGUGGGAACCUACAACUUUGCCAAGGAGGAGGCGGUGUUUUCGCUUGAGCACACCCGCGGCUCCCUCAAGCUGGGCGCCCUCUACUCCCUCAAGACAGAGAAGCCGGUGGUGAGCAUUGAGAAGAAGCGGGGCAAGGACACCUUCUCGGCGGCGUAUGGCAUCAAGGAUGAGGCCACCACGCUGAGCUGGCAGCACAAGCCGUUCAAGACGAUUGUGCGGGGCAAGGCCGGCAAGGGCGGCGUGAAGGGCGUGACUGCGGCGGUGCUCAUCACACACGAGUUUGAGCUGUGA
Messenger RNA from Chlorella variabilis, 669 nucleotides. RefSeq names its product expressed protein. Bases 1 to 669 code for a protein of 222 amino acids. The transcript is spliced from 6 exons. NCBI's taxonomy places the organism in Eukaryota, Viridiplantae, Chlorophyta, Trebouxiophyceae, Chlorellales, Chlorellaceae. The record is from RefSeq and is a predicted model, not a curated record.